UUGCACCCCGCAUCCCCAUCAACCCCUCGCUCUCAUGGCCGACAAGCUGGACGUUCUCCUCUACGGGCUCGGAGCCAUCGGCUCCUUCUACGCCUUCAUCCUGCACCGCACCAACCGAGUCCGUCUCACCGUCGUCGCCCGGUCAAACUACACGGCCGUCAAAGAAAAUGGCAUCCUUCUCAAAAGCGCCAACCACGGCGACCACCACUUCCACCCGGACCGAGUAAUCCACUCACCCUCCGAACUCACCCACCCCCCCUCCUACAUCAUCUGCACCAACAAAGCCAUCGACACCGCCAACAUCAUCCACUCUCUCGCCCCCGCAAUCAACCAAAACACCACCAUCGUAAUCAUCCAAAACGGCGUCGGAAACGAAGACCCCUUCCGCGCCGCCUACCCCACAUCCACAAUCAUCUCUUGCGUCACAUGGGUCGGCGCCUCCCAACCCACCCCAGGCGUAACCAUCCACACCACAUCCGAAGAAACCGAACUCGGCCUGUACCCUAACCCCACCAAUUCCCCAAGUACCGAAUCCACCCGGCUCACAACUUUCACUUCGCUCCUCGCACAGGGCCAAACGCCCUACACGAUCCACGAGGACAUCCAACCCACACGGUGGGGAAAGGUUAUCUGGAACUGUGCGUGGAAUACCCUCACUACGCUGACGGGGCAGGAUACACAGGCCUUUUUGCAGUCCUCUGAGGAUGCGAUCCCGUUGACGCGGCGACUUAUGGGCGAGGUUCUCGGUGUGGCGCGCGCAAGCGGGGUGAGUCUUCCGGAUGGGUUGAUUGAUACGCAGAUAGCUAGGAUUCAGGGUCUGGGGGCCGUGCGAACGAGUAUGCAGGUUGAUCGGGAGAAUGGACGGGCGAUGGAGAUAGAGGUUAUUGUGGGGACGGUGGUGAGGAAGGCGAGGGAGGUGGGGGUUGAGACGCCGGUGUUGGAUACGUUGUAUGUUUUGUUGAGGGCUGUGGAUGGGGGGAGGAAGAAGGGGGAGGAGGAGGGGAAGAUUUGAUGUGAUGUGAUGUGAUUGUUUGUUUAGGGUGGAGGGGGUUGAAGUGCAUAUCCAGGUAUGGAUAUAGUGGGGAGAUAGCUGGAAAGAGAAAUACUCUUCAGAUCCAGGAAUAGGUGGGCAUGUCGUACAAAUUGGCUUGGCAGGUGGAUAAACCCGGUCGGACUUACAUUAGGGCCGUGUAGAUGACCCCGGGCUGAGUGACGAGUAGGAUCCGACGUCCCUCCCAAAUGGACUCGCCUAGGUGGCAGUUGUAGACGUGGAAUCUCAUGUGAUCAGUGCCAC
Molecule: messenger RNA, 1294 nt
Organism: Aspergillus sclerotioniger CBS 115572
Lineage: Eukaryota; Fungi; Ascomycota; Eurotiomycetes; Eurotiales; Aspergillaceae
Product: ketopantoate reductase family protein
Exons: 5
Coding region: 35-1012 (325 amino acids)
Biological process (GO): pantothenate biosynthetic process
Cellular component (GO): cytoplasm
Molecular function (GO): 2-dehydropantoate 2-reductase activity
Source: RefSeq, a predicted model, not a curated record